Molecule: messenger RNA, 2224 nt
Organism: Lates calcarifer (barramundi perch)
Lineage: Eukaryota; Metazoa; Chordata; Actinopteri; Centropomidae
Product: forkhead box C1-A
Biological process (GO): cell differentiation; anatomical structure morphogenesis; regulation of transcription by RNA polymerase II
Molecular function (GO): RNA polymerase II cis-regulatory region sequence-specific DNA binding; DNA-binding transcription factor activity, RNA polymerase II-specific
Source: RefSeq, a predicted model, not a curated record
CCACAGGUUCAUUUCGUCCUCCAAUUGGAUGAUGGAGCACACAUUCGGGGAGGAGCAGCACGAGCAGCCAAAAGGGAGGAAAAAAUGUGAAGGGUGAAAAAAAGUUCCUUGCUGUGUAGACUCAUGCUCCUCCAGCUUCACUUUUAGCCGUCUCAGUUUCCCAAAUGUUCACUGCAGCAGUGUGUGCUCUCUCCGGUUCACCGUGGCGAGCUGUGGCUUAAAAAAAAGGACUUUCAGACCUUUACGACAGAAGAGAGAACUUUAACAGAACCGGAGCACACGCGAAAGCUGUGAGAGUUUCUGGGGGGAAGCAGUUUGGGGAGGUUUUACGCAUUGCGCAGGAUGCAGGCGCGCUACUCCGUCUCCAGCCCCAACUCUUUGGGAGUUGUACCGUACAUCAGCAGCGACCAGAGCUACUACCGGGCCGGCGGUGGAUACACCGGGAUGCCGGCGCCUAUGAGCAUGUACUCCCAUGCGGCCCACGACCAGUACCCGGCCAGCAUGGCCCGGGCGUACGGACCGUACACUCCUCAGCACCAGCCGAAGGACAUGGUCAAACCUCCGUACAGCUACAUCGCUCUCAUCACCAUGGCGAUCCAGAAUUCACCGGAGAAAAAGAUCACCCUGAACGGGAUUUAUCAGUUUAUCAUGGAGAGAUUCCCCUUCUACCGGGACAACAAGCAGGGCUGGCAGAACAGCAUACGGCACAAUCUGUCCCUCAACGAGUGCUUUGUCAAAGUGCCCCGGGACGAUAAGAAGCCCGGUAAGGGCAGCUACUGGACCCUGGACCCGGACUCCUACAACAUGUUUGAGAACGGCAGCUUCCUGCGGCGCCGCAGGAGGUUCAAAAAGAAGGACGUGCAGAAGGAAAAGGAUGAGCGGGACAGGCAGGGCAAGGACCCUUCUUCCCGCACCCCGGGUCGGGAGCAGGAUCAGCCGGUGCAGGGCUCUCAGCCGGUGCGGAUAAAGACUGAGAACGGGACCUCAACGCCGCCGCAGGCCGCGUCCCCAACCCUGAGCGCCGUACCCAAGAUCGAGAGCCCCGACAGCAGCAGCAGCAUGUCAACAGGCAGCCCGCACAGCGUGCCCUCCACCCGGUCACUCAGCAUGGACGGACCCGAGCACCACCACCAGGGCCAGGCCCCGGCGCAGGGCUUCAGCGUGGAUAACAUAAUGACCUCCCUGCGGGGAUCACCGCAGGCCGAGCUCUCCCCGCCUCUCAUUGCCUCCUCUCGGACAGGUAUCACCCCUUCACUGUCGCUCAACUAUUCCCCCAACCAGACAUCCGCCUACAACUCGACGACCUGCAACCAGAACGUCAUCUCCACAAACUCCAACGCGACCUAUCACUGCAACAUGCAAGCCAUGAGCCUGUACGCAGGGGACAGAUCAUCCGGCGGCCACCUGGCGCCGUCCACCACGGUGGACGAGGCUCUGCCCGACUAUUGCAUCACCACGACCACCGCGUCCCCGCUCGGGCAUAGCAACCUGAGCCAGGCGGGCCAGGACGGCCACCACGCGCACCAGGGCCGGCUCGCGUCCUGGUACGGGGACCUGAGCCACUUGAGCCCGGGUUACCCGGCGCAGCAGCAGAACUUCCACUCUGUGCGGGAGAUGUUUGAGUCCCAGCGGAUUGGGCUGAACGGCUCCCCGGUCAACGGGAAUAAUAGCUGUCAGAUGGCCUUCCCGUCCGGCCAGUCCAUCUACCGCACCUCAGGAGCUUUUGUUUAUGACUGCAGCAAGUUCUGAAAGCCAAAAUGUGUCUUUUAAAUUAAUAACUCUAAUAUAUAUUUUCUAUAUUUUUUUGUACUUUUGGUCUUUUAUUCACACUCCGAAUGGACAUAAGAGAUUCUGAGAUGUUUUUUGUCGAGGCGUGUGUAACACCAAAAACACGUAAGUUUUCUUCCCUCUCACUUUUGAGAAUUGUUUAUAAAAAUGACUACCAGCUUUUAUGACUACAGACUGUAAAUUAUAGCCUAAUAUAGUAAUUUAUUUUUUAGGAAAAGGGAGUGGUUGGAUAUUGAGGACCAAACACUUAAACGUUUUUCCAAUUUUCUUAUUGCUGACUUUAUUUGUCCCAGUUCUUGUAUAGAAAUAGAGGGGAGACUUUGUAGCCUAUACUGACUUAUUUUAUUCAUUUUGUCUUAUUUGUUUUAAAAAAAAAAACUAUUUUGAAGGCAUUACAUUUUGUUUGUUUAAUAAAGUGCCGUCUAUUUGGUUUUAA